This is a messenger RNA of Danio rerio (zebrafish), 3205 nucleotides long. The record is from RefSeq and is a predicted model, not a curated record. NCBI's taxonomy places the organism in Eukaryota, Metazoa, Chordata, Actinopteri, Cypriniformes, Danionidae.
UGAUCUUAGCAGGUUUUCAGAUUUCCCCACACCCUGUUAUUUACUUCUUUAUUUAUUUAUUUGCUUCUAUUUUUGUCUUAUCUGCGUUCUGGAGCAUUCUUCACUGGACUCGAACCCUGUGAUUGUGGUCAACUCCUCUCUGUGUCUUAAGUCUGCUGACAUACAUGAUGAGCUAACGGGACAAACAGCCGGAAAGCCGUCCAUAUGGAGGUAACGGUCAGCUGGUAUAAGCGUGAAUAGGAACAGCGCCACACCGCCCCAAAGCGUUCACCUAAAAAUCAAAGUGCAGCCAUACACACCCCUGACUACAUCAUUCACCAUCUCCAGAAACGUAUACAGGACUACGCUUUCAGAACCAGCCUGUGCUGCAUUUAGCAGUCCAAACAGACUUACAGAUGAGGAGGCAUCGAGUAAAUCAACAAGAAGAGGAACACACACACACACACACACAGAGCUGAUUACACAGAGGAGCGGUGUGUGCUCUGAUGAUCAGUGCUGGAGGAUUUCAGCGUUUAAUAAAGUGCUUCUACAGGUGGUUUGAUAAGCCCACUCACCUGUGUGAGGAACACUCAGAGUUUGUAUUUCUCAGGUGAUCUUGGAAAAGGGUUUAUCUGUGUUAUGGAGGACAGCAGUGUGUGUGGGAAUGAGCAGAUCCGUUCACCAGUGAGGAUCAGGGAAUGAGAAGCGUCUGGAAACUGACUUGCAGCCUCUCUGAGAUGAAACCACAAGGUGGCGCUCACACCCCGACCAGAGGCUCCUGGAGGGAUGCAGACCUUCAGCAUCAGGUGGAGGAGGAGCGGCGCGGCGUCACAUAUAAGAGGAGACGCUGCUCACACUGAGGACAACCAGGAGAACACACACACCUGCUGCAGAGACUACACACACACAGGCUGAUUGUAGAAAUGUCCAGCUCCAGCACUCCGGCACGUCCAGCUCCCAGCGCUGCGACCGCAUCUCCAUCCCCAUCUGCACCUGCACCUGCAGCAGUAUCAGCAGCAUCCAUAUCUCCAUCUGCAUCCGCAUCAGACUCGGUGCUGGCGGUGCGCUCUGUGGAUCUGCUGAGGCUCCGGGAUGGCCUGAACCGGCGGCAGCAUCACACUGACGGCUUCUCCAGCGAGCGGCUGAUCGUGCGCAGAGGACAGAGCUUCCAGAUCACGGUGGAGCUUUCUAGAGCCUUCAAGCCCAGAGCAGACUCUCUACAGCUGCAGCUCAAACUGGACUCGGCGGUCUCCAACAGCUCCGGGCUCCUGAUCUCGGUGCCGCUGGUGGAGGAUCUGGAGGACCGGCGCUGGGAGAUGAAGAUCGUGGAGCAGAAGGAGAACCGCGUCCGUCUGGUGGUCAACACCCUGCCCAGCGCCUCCAUCGGCUGCUAUAAGCUGACCGUGGUGUCGUUCUCGGCGCGGGGAAAGCUGCUGUUCCCCUGCACACCUGAUGACGUAUACCUGCUGUUCAACCCCUGGUGUGAAGAUGAUCCCGUCUAUCUGGAUAAUGAGGCGGAGAGGAAGGAGUACGUGCUGAACACCAUGGGGAGGAUCUACUACGGGACCGAGCAGCAGAUUGGAACCAGGACGUGGAAUUUUGCUCAGUUUGAGCAGAAUAUCCUGGAGGCCUGUCUGUUUCUGCUGGAGCGAGGGCGAGUGGCUGUGACCGAGUGGAGGGAUCCCGUGAUCAUCUCCAGAAUGGUGUCAGCUCUGGUGAACUCGAAUGAUGACCGCGGUGUGCUGAUGGGAAACUGGUCAGAGAGUUUUGAAGGAGGAACGGCCCCUACAGCGUGGAGCGGCAGCGGGGACAUCCUCAGACAAUACUACAGCAGCAAGGGGGCGCCGGUGCGCUUUGCUCAGUGCUGGGUCUAUGCUGGAGUCACCUGCACAGUGUUGAGGUGUCUGGGUAUCCCCACCCGCUGUGUGACGAACUUCUCCUCGGCUCAUGACACUGAUCUCUCUCUGACCACCGACAUCUACCUGGACGAGAAGCUGGAGAUGCUGAAGGACAAGACCAGCGACUCCGUCUGGAACUUCCACGUGUGGAACGAGUCGUGGAUGCGGCGUGAGGAUCUGCCGGCCGGCUAUGGAGGAUGGCAGGUUGUGGACGCGACACCACAGGAGCAGAGCCAGGGCUCGUACCGAUGCGGACCCACACCAGUGUCUGCAGUGCGCAGCGGACAGGUCAACCUGAGGUUCGACACACCCUUCGUCUUCGCUGAGGUGAACAGUGAUAAGAUCUACUGGCAGAGGAACGCAGACGGCAGCUUCCGUCAGGUCAGUGUGGAGAAGAACAGCAUCGGCCAGAGGAUCAGCACUAAAGCUGUGGGCUCCGACACACGAGUGGACAUCACACACCUGUACAAGUACCCAGAGGGCUCAGAGGAGGAGCGCAUCGCUGUAGAGUCCGCCAGCAGAUUCGGCUCCAGACCCACGCUGUACCCGUCCCCCAGCGGGACCGAUGUGAGCCUGGAGGUGCAGAUGUCUGGAGCCGGACCCCGGAUAGGGGAGGACGUCCAGCUGUCCAUCGUGCUGAAGAACAGCAGCUCCGCGCAGCGCUCCGCUAGUCUGCUGUACGAGGCGCUGGUCAUGUACUACACCGGCGUAUUGAAACAGAGCCUGAAGAAGGACAGGAUCACCCUGGAGCUGCAGCCCAGAGAGACUAAGACUAUCCCCUGGACUCUGCAGUAUAAGGAGUACAAGGAGCAGCUGGUGGACCAGGGCGCUCUGAUGCUCACGCUCACCGGACGGGUCAGCCAGACCAAGCAGGUUCUGGCCACUCAGUUCAACUUCCGGCUGCGCACACCAGACCUGGUGCUCACUCCUCUCCAGGACGCAGUGGUGGGUAAAGAGAUGAGCGUCAGGAUCUCCUUCCAGAAUCCACUGUCACAGGUCUUGAAGAACGUCUUGUUCCGCAUCGAGGGUCUGGGAAUGCAGAGCGUCAGGAAGAUCAGCUACGGUGAUGUGGCGCGGCUGGGCACAGUGUCUCUGACAGAGAAGUUUACUCCCACAGUCUCGGGCUCUCAGAAGCUCCUGGCCUCCAUGGACUGCCGUCAGCUCACUCAGGUUCACGGUGUGGCUGAUAUCACGGUCAAAGCAAAGUGAAGCAGCGGUUUACUGUAGAGCCUCUGCUGUCGCAUUACACUGACAGAGCAACACUAAUAACUCAGUAUUUACCCUCACAAUGGAUGAAAGUCAACAAUAAAGAGUUUAUUUACACACUG